CUCUUUCAGUUCUAGUUUAUAGAUCGACGAGUGCUUAAGUCUUUAAGAUUUUUACAGAUUAAGAUUUUAAACUAUUACAACUCUUUUAAUCUCAUCUUGACUUUGAGACUUUCUUAGAUUAUAUUUUAUAUUUUUAGACCUUUGUAUGUCUGGGGACUUAGAAGUGAUAGACCUUUGGACUUAACUCUCGCAACUUCAAAGUUUCCGAGGUCCUUAUAUUUUUAGAUUCACUAGUUCUUAAGUUCUCAACUACAUAGAUUUCCAAUUCUGACAUCUUUAAGCACUCGAUUCCAGCGAGCACUUAAAUCUCUCAGUUCUCGCACUCGCAAAUCUUUCAUCCCACCGACAACAAGCUCGAUAUGGCAGGCUGCCCGAAAUUGCUUCUUCCAAAUCCCAAUCGUGACUACCAUCUGGCGUUUUAUGAAACGCCUUGUACACAUAAUUCACCGGCGACUCGCGGUGCUCUCUUUUCCGAAACUGGUGUCGUCGGGGGCUAGGAAUCGGGUAACGUCCGGAUAAAAUGGCACGAUGAGUUCGCCGAGGGCACUCACCAAACUCGCUUGUUCGCUCGCUCGCUCACUCCUGGUGGGGGUAACCACGAAGCGGGAUGGUCUCGGGAGCGACUCGAGGGUAUUUUCAUCGCGGCAGUGCAACACGUGCAACCGGUACAGCUGGCGUGCGUAUUCGUCUCGAUCUUUCCUGACCAGCUUGCCCCACCAAAUUUGUGGCGGUCAGCGGAUCCAUUCAGCCUCCGGAAGAUGUGAGUCGCGUUAGUGAUCGCUUUCGUGUAUUAUGUCGGUUAGUUUUUAAUCGACGAGCGUCGAUCUCGUUGCCAUCGACGUGUCGUCGUUGGAGAACAUCGGCGAAAUGUAGACGACCGGAUGACGCCACCGUUGUUAACCGCGAGGUGGUAAUAUGGCGAACAUCAAAGUGGCCGUGCGCGUGAGACCGGUGUCUGUUAGAGAAUUAAAUUCGACGGGAUCCGCAGUAGUUGUUCAUGCAGAACCGAAUGAGAUUGUCCUGACGAAUUUGAAGGUAUCACCGAGCAAGGUCGGGGACAGUCGCGAGAGAACGCGAAGAUAUGGUUUCGAUUACUGCUUCGAUUCGUCGGAUCCUGAAGCGAAAAAUUACGCCACUCAAACAACGAUCUACGAGACGCUCGGCCAGUCCAUCCUGGAUGCUAUGUUCUCUGGAUAUAAUUCUUGCCUGGUGGCUUACGGCCAGAGCGCGUCAGGCAAAACCUACACCAUGAUGGGCACAAAGGAGGAUCCGGGACUCAUUCCACGUCUUUGCGAAGGAAUCUUUUCAAAGAUCGAGCAGGAGAGCAAACACGAAAGGAUCUAUCGCGUGACAGUUAGUUAUCUAGAGAUAUAUAACGAGAGAGUGAGAGAUCUCCUGAAGCCGUCGACGAGCACGAGCGGGCUCCGAGUUCGAGAACAUCCUCGACUAGGACCUUACAUUCAAGGGUUAACGCACCACGUGGUCCGCACCCUGGGGUCGUUGAUAUCAUACGUGGAGGAGGGCACGAAGGCUAGGAAGACAGCUUCGACCCUUCAGAACCCCAGCAGCAGUCGUAGCCACGCUCUGCUGACCGUCGAUCUCUCGCAGGAGACGGCCGGCUUCGAGGGUCCCAACGGCAGCGGCACCUCCUCGUCCUCCAGGAGGCAGGACGUCACUUCGCGCGGCGGUAGCAGGUUGCACCUAGUCGAUCUGGCGGGCAGCGAGAGCGCGGCCACAUGCAGCGGCGUUCAUCGACUGAAGGAGGGUGCGAAUAUCAACAAGAGCCUGGUGGCUUUAGGGAACGUGAUAUCUGCACUCGCCGAGAGAGGCUCAACCGGAAGUAGGCCAGGAAGAAGAUACAUCCCUUAUAGAGAUUCUUCGCUCACUUGGUUGUUGAAAGAUGCACUCGGCGGAAAUGCCACCACCAUUAUGCUCGCCACAAUAUCUCCGGCUAGUGGAAGUUAUAACGAGACCGCGCAUACUCUGCGAUUCGCGCAAAGGGCGCAAAGCGUGGUCAAUCGACCAGUGGUUAACGAGGAUCCCGUGGAGAGAAUCAUCCGUGAAUUAAGGGCUGAAGUCGCCAGAUUGAAAUCUUUAUUAUCGGAAAAGGAUAUCGACCAGAACAAGGCGCCGUGUUGCUGCGGCAAAGUUCAAAGUUCAAAGGAUUCGGCGACGGAUCCUCAGUAUCACGAAGAACAGAAAUCGCGCAACACUUCGCGAUCUGAGGAAUCCGAGGAUCAUAAAGACAAGAGAACGAAUGAGAACAGAUUUUUUGAUGUGCUUCCGAUAAGAAGAAUCAAUUCUAGUGAUAACGUGACAGUUUACGAAGCGAGUUCUUCAGGGUCCAUCAGAAAGUUCAACUCCUACGAACAUCUUCAACCUCAGGAUCGCUUCGGUAAUUACAAUCGGGCCAAGGUCACCGAAUUGAACGACGAGGACGACGAAGUGGUGAACGAGAUAAACGAACCGGUCUUUGUGGAUAUACCGACUCUCGUGGCAGUGUUGAUCAAACCGGACGACAGCUUGCAAGAAUCGUCAGCGCAGAUAGAAGAGAUUUGCUCUGACGAGGUGCAAGAAGACUCUAUCGAUGCCGAUUUUAUAGAAGGCAGCAAUGAAGAUUUCGAGGAACCGGAGAGAAUUGACGAUGUCGAUCCUGACGAUCGCAACAUUUCAGCAAAUUCCUGCAACCGAGUCUUGAAAGACUCGGAGAUCGCCGAUCUUCAUCAGAUUACAUCGGAAUGCCCUCCAGCGAGCCCGGCGUCUGUCGGAAGAAGCAGACCGAGAGGAAAGUUCAGCAAGCAGAAUUCCGUCGACUUACCUUUGUCGAAUCUGAACGUCUCAAAGAAGUAUGGCUCUAUCGACGGAAUUAACAAGAGGAAAGAACCUAUUUUUAGCGUUCAGCGAUCACACACGAACUUGGAAAAACGUCCGGCGGUGUCUGAUCGUGGGAAGAAGCUCAAUAACAUCCGAGAGAUCGACGAUCGUAAGGCGAACGUUAAGUCAGGAAGCAUCUGGAAGGCGAUCGGUAACGUCGGUAGCAAAGAUCAUCUGCAGAGGAAAAGCAGCAACGAAUCUGACAAGAGUUUGAGGGAUUCUAACAGCGGUAGAACAGGUAGCUACAGCAAUAUCGGCAGGAAGCCGAGUUUAGAGAGCUUGAAGAGAAAGACCAGUAAGGAUAGUAGCUCGAGCAGCUCUAAGGACGAACAGAUCCUGAUUUCCAGCUUGACGCGCGACAAGUUAACGCGCAGAAAGAGCUCCCUGGAUCAGGAAGCGGUAACAGCGGCAGCAACGACGAUAGCCGGUGGUGUAAAGCACACGGCUAUUCAGAGAGUGAAACGUGCCGAGAUCGUGGCAGCCGUCACGGAGAGACUCUACUCCAGCAGGAAGCACACGGAGGAGACCAACAUGGCGAGCAGCAACGCGUCGGACACGCGUUCACCGCCGGAAGGUACCGACGUGAAGAUGUCGAGCAGCCUCAUCGCGCGAUCGAGGCUUCAAGAGAUCUCGCGAAAGAUGCUGAUGAAGCGACGGAGGAUCAGCGUGGACACGCAGACGGAAACGGCGUCGACGCUGCGUUUCAAGGAUACGGCGAGCCUGACGGACGAGCCCAAGGUGGUCCUUCAGGACGCGUCGGUCCUUACGGACGAUCAUACGGACAGUGACGUCACGAUAGUCGCGACGACGGAUCGCCGACUACCCGUUCUCAGAGUGAAGGACAUGGCGACGCUGACGGACCGACGGCCGCAGAUCAGCAUCUUCCGCUGCAAGGACGCCGAGAGCUUGGCCAAUGAUCUCGAUUUCGACGAUUACGAACUCCACUCGCCACGAAAUGAUUCUGGUAUACUCUCCGACGACGCGCAGAAUUACGCCGAGAGCAAUCUGUCCAGCGCCGACGUGUCCGAGCUUUAUCCGGAGAGUGGUGACAGAAGAGUGCCGUGUGUGGACAGCUCGACCAAUACGUUCCUCACGUCGCCAGGAAGGAACUCGGCGGUGCAAACGGCACGUCUGGAAACAACGAGUCGGCGGAAGGAUAACUCGGAGAACAGAAGUUGCAGCGGGUGCUGCAGUCUAAUACACGAAUUCAGCCAGAAUGCACGAGCGAGCAGUCCCGAGAAGAACGUCAUCUCCAUAUCUCUACCGGAAAUGAUCAGCAUAACUAUAGAGAGCACGAACGGUCUGGAAUCAAGAAUUGCGGUGGUGGACGGCAGCGACGCCGCGGAGGAGAAGCCAAAAUUCAUUUCCAGCGAUAAGGCGGCUCAGACGGAUGAAGAGAUUAAAAAUGAAACUGAAAAGUCUGUUCUAAAAGAUUUUACAGUCAAAUCAACGGCUAUUCAAGCGGACGGCAGAGUUUUCAGGAUCGAGAAUAUUUUCCAGGAUCCGAGGAGCAACAACUGUCAAGACGCGACUUGCGAUCUGAAGAAAGAGACUGUAUUAAAGAAGUCGGUAACUUUUAGAAAUUCCUUGGGCACUUCCUCCGUCAUCGAGACGGAAGAGAAUGGCACAAAGCCGGAAUGGGACGGAUUGUACAUUAAUGAUGUUUGUGAGAAAACGUGGCCGAUUCUGAAUGGCGGCUUAACGCAGGCUUUCAUUAUUAAGAAACGCAGUUACAGUUUAAAUUCUAGAAGACCAAUACACAGAUUUGCUUGCUAUGAUUUGUGGAAGAACUGGACCUACCCGUGUCCAGAAAGAUACGCUGAUUUUGCUAAUUACGAUGAAAAAACAUUGACUAUGCCAUCUUGUGGACAGCAAGAUAGUAAUUUAAAAUUAGUUGAUAACUUCCUUUUUUCUACGAUAAGUAGCGAUUGUACUUCUGAUGACAAAAUUUCAGAAGAAGUGAUUCAGGAAUCAUAUAAUAAAGAUUCCGAGAAUAAUCACGAGAACUUGAAAUCAAAAUCUAUUUCGUCAAAGAGCUUAUUAAAUGAUCAUAAUUUUUCGGAUGACAGUCUUGAUUACGACGAAGAUAACGUCGCGAGAAAGUCAUUCGCGGAAACAAUGGAUGAUGAGAAUUACGAGAGCCUUUGUCCUCCAGAUGUUGUUGCGCACACAAAAAAGGAAGCUUCAAAGUUGACGAAUCAUGUGAACUCAACCAACAUCGAGUCCUCGAUAAACGACGAUUUUGAUGACACCGAGAUAGAACUUCCGAGGAAAAAACCUGUUGAAAUAUCAGAGAGGAAUCCAACAAAGGAUUAUAAAGAGUUAAUAUUAGGGACGUCAUCGUAUAUCGUACAAAGUGAUUCUGAAGAAGAAGCGACAACAUCCAGUCAAUCUGGUAAUAUCAAUAAGAAGAAGGUAUCUUUUUCAAAUCCCAGUAACUUCGAGGAGAUGACUAGUCGUAAAAUUCUGAUAUCAAAGCAAAACUCGGAAGCUUUGAAAUCUAUUAUUAAGAUGAAGAGAAACUCGAUAGAAACUGAAACUUUGGACAUUAUUCAAUCCAAUGGUGAAAUUGAUCAACCUUUGCAGGCGAAAGAGAUAGAAUCGACGAAGAGUGAGGAAGUCUUGACUGUCUUGAAAGAGAAUCAUGAUGCUGAGAACUCCGAAGAAUCGUUUAAUGAUGAAGUAGAAUUUUCCAACAAAGAUCAUUGCGGAGAUCCUUGCGAGAACGCCGUCGAAACCAGUGUCGUCACCGAUAAAGACACUCGUUCUCGUGCGGUGUCAAAGAGAAAUAUUCUUGAAGAAUAUCUGAAUGAGGCAAUGAUCUUCAUGCGCAACAUGAACUCUAUCAACGAGUACAUGAGUGCCACAAAUAUGUUGGAAAACUGCGGGAAGCGUCGCAAAAGACGAGGAAGUCGUCAUGGCAACAAUCCGGACAAGGAUAGGAAUUAUAUAGAAUUCCGAGGACGCAAAGUGAGCUUGAAGGAUGACACGGACAAGUAUUUGCAACCGAACAAUAAUGACGAUGUUGCGGUCGAAUCCUAUGUGAAAUGUUUGAAGGGCAUCGAGAGAUUGGAGGCGUGCAUUGAGAAGGUCAGCGAACACAAUCAGAUCCUUCGAGACAGAUAUGGCAUCGACGUUGAGUCUACUGGCGCUAAAUCGAGUUUAGCGAGUCCCAGCAUAGACUCCAUGUCCAGUAUCAAUGAUAGCGUGAGUUACCGAUACAAAAGUGAUGCUGACAGUUGCAAUAAGUCUGGCCUUUCCAGGAUUUCCUUACCCCCUUUGUCUUCCACUGACAUCGCGAACCGGUUAAGUGAGAUAGAAAAAUAUCAAGUUGUUACGAAGACGGUCGAACAUGAUCUUGACGACAAGAACAACAAUAUUACAACCGAGGAUAAUCUCGAGCACAAAAUCUUCGAUGAAUUGAUGCGCGCUACCGAUUUCAAGUGCUGGAGCCCGAAGCAAUCCCGACAGGAACGUCUCCAGAAAAUGUCCGAUCUUAGGUCGCAAAGCUCGACAACUUACUCCAAGUUACGAGGGACUUUCCAACAGAACGCUCGUGGCAUCCUUAAUUUCGACAAAGUUUCCGUCACCGAGGAUUAUCUUGGUCACAUUCGUGGAAUUGAGAGUAGACCUUGGACGUUUAGGAAAACGAAACUUUCGGAUCAAACGGACGAUAUUAGCUCGAGAACAUCGAUCGGUUUCGAGACUGAUUCUGAGAAAUCUUGCGACGAAUCACCGCAAGAUAAUGGUAAUUUAAAAUCGGAAAUCGAGGCAUCGAAGCCGACAAUUUUUCAAACAAAGCUGGAUUCCGAUCGUCUGAUAAAUUCUAGAAAAUCGAUCGAGACAGGACAAACGCUUUUUACGGAAGAUGAGGUUGCGCGGAGAAGUACACGGAGAUUAAAAGAUAGUUUAAGAACCGAAUCAGUGAAUCCCAGAUUUGGAAGUUCUUUGUCCAUGGAAUUAAAGUAUCCUGGUAGUCCGAGAGCAAAGUUCUUGGAGCUUUUAAAGGAGAGAAGACGCAUUGUAGAAAAUAGUAGAGGUACGAAUGCAUUUUGAAAAGAAAGAGCGAAAAUUAUUCUUAAAUUAUAGGACUAUUUUUCACACGUGUUUUGUAUUUUGACAAUUAUCAGAAAAA
Messenger RNA from Pogonomyrmex barbatus (red harvester ant), 7009 nucleotides. RefSeq lists its product as uncharacterized. The record is from RefSeq and is a predicted model, not a curated record. Gene Ontology annotation, molecular function: microtubule motor activity; ATP binding; microtubule binding. Gene Ontology annotation, biological process: microtubule-based movement. NCBI's taxonomy places the organism in Eukaryota, Metazoa, Arthropoda, Insecta, Hymenoptera, Formicidae.